UAAAAUAAGUAGGCGGCUCGGUGCUAAGGGAUGAGUGAGUCGGAGCUCGGCCUCUCCCCAGCUCGUUCGCAGCCUCUCCCGGUUCAGACCCAGAGAGGGAGCCGCGAGCGAGGUUCACCAUCCCCUGGCGGGUAGGGCUCCCGGGCCGCUGAGCUGCUGUCCUUCGGAGCGCUCCCGCGUGUCGGGCGCUCCGAGUCCCCGCGGCCAGAGAGGGCCCAGGACUCUAGAACUCCAGAGCCUCUGGUAUCCCGUGUCCCCCGCAAUCGGAGCCCCAGAGACGCUCCCAGCUCCUGGACCGCCGCGGAACAAGAUCAAGAUUGUGAGAACACUCUGCAACCCCGGCAAUGGGCAGCAAAACCUUGCCAGCGCCAGUGCCCAUCCACCCAUCCCUGCAGCUCACCAACUAUUCCUUCCUUCAGGCAGUGAACGGCCUGCCCACGGUGCCCUCGGACCACCUGCCCAACCUGUAUGGUUUCAGUGCUCUGCAUGCUGUGCACCUGCACCAGUGGACACUGGGUUACCCAGCCAUGCACUUGCCGCGCUCCUCUUUCUCCAAAGUGCCAGGCACCGUAUCCAGCCUGGUGGACGCGCGCUUCCAGCUGCCUGCCUUUCCCUGGUUCCCUCAUGUCAUCCAGCCCAAGCCAGAGAUCACCGCUGGAGGCAGUGGCCCCGCAGUGCUUAAGACCAAGCCGCGCUUUGAUUUCGCCAACCUGGCCUUGGCCGCCACGCAAGAAGACCCGUCCAAGCUUGGCAGGGGGGAGGGCCCUGGCUCUCCUACGGGUGGGCUGGGUGCUCUCCUGGAUGUGACCAAGCUGUCCCCAGAAAAGAAACCCACGAGAGGACGCCUGCCUUCCAAGACCAAGAAGGAGUUUGUCUGCAAAUUCUGUGGCCGGCACUUCACCAAGUCCUACAACCUACUUAUUCAUGAGCGGACGCACACCGAUGAGCGGCCCUACACCUGUGACAUCUGCCACAAAGCCUUCCGGAGGCAAGACCACCUACGGGAUCACAGAUAUAUUCACUCCAAAGAGAAGCCCUUCAAGUGUCAAGAGUGCGGCAAAGGAUUUUGCCAGUCCAGGACUCUCGCUGUCCACAAGACGCUACACUCACAGGUGAAGGAGCUUAAAACUUCCAAGAUCAAAUGCUAAAUAAAACCUCUCGGUGCGCAGGACCCUGGCUCACGCCACCCCCUCCUCCAGAAGGACUGGAAGCCUAUGGCAACUCUGGCGGGCAGCGGGAGGGGCUCCCGGGACCUCCCCCACCCAAAACAAGGUCCCCUGGGUCCCAGGCGCACGCGGUACUCCAGAGCUCUGCCGGGAGCCGUGACCCCGGCCGCCCAGCGGCUCCCCCAGGACGUGGCUAAACUCUUGGCCAAAAGGCGGUACUCACGUGGCGGAAGGGAAACUGCAUUUAAAAAAAAGAACGAAAGCUCCGCGUAGCCGCAUCGGCGCCUCUCCCAGAAGUAUUACUUUUUCUAUUGUUAUUUUAUACGUUUUCUUUACCUUUUUUUUUUUUUUCUUCUUUGACCAUAUAAGCUUGUAACUCUGACUGCGGAGACGGGGGAGAGAGGAAAAGAAGUUCUGCGCGAUUGCAGCUUCCAGUCCCCUCCUCCCGUCCCCACCCCCACCCUGGGAGCCUGCAAAAGUGUAAUCCGUGUAUCUGCUUCAGCUGCCCGGCCCCAGGGAGCACUCGGGCCGGGACGUCCCCUCCCAGCCCCCGCCGCGCAGCCGGCCUCGGGCUCCAGGACUCAGACGGCGGGGCGGGGACCUCGGCCCGGGGGCCGAAGGGGCCCGGCCUCUGGCUCCCCUGCGCCGCAGCCCUGUCACCACCAGCGAGCAGCCGGCCAGGAGCGGGGCAUUGUAUUGCGAUUGGCACUUUAUGCUGACCAUCGGUAACGGACAUUAUCACUGGAGUUUUUAAAAUAUUAAAUAAACGGUUAUUUUACAGGCA
Molecule: messenger RNA, 1950 nt
Organism: Loxodonta africana (African savanna elephant)
Lineage: Eukaryota; Metazoa; Chordata; Mammalia; Proboscidea; Elephantidae
Gene: OSR1
Product: odd-skipped related transcription factor 1
Exons: 3
Coding region: 345-1148 (267 amino acids)
Biological process (GO): embryo development; regulation of transcription by RNA polymerase II; urogenital system development
Cellular component (GO): nucleus
Molecular function (GO): DNA-binding transcription factor activity, RNA polymerase II-specific; RNA polymerase II transcription regulatory region sequence-specific DNA binding
Source: RefSeq, a predicted model, not a curated record